UUAAUGCUAAAGUCUUGUGUUUUAUAUUUACUAGUUAAACAGGAGAAAACAAAUAUUUUUAAUUGUUAGACAACACCCAAACAUAUGGAAUUGUACGGCUGUCGGAGUUCACCGAACGAUUAACGGGAUUUACCGAAAACUUAGUAUUCACGAAAACCAACGGUACCAUGCGACGGAACAAGUUGAUACUUAUGUUUCUUUGUUUGAUGUGUGUUAUUAUCGUUAACAUAAACAACAUGAUGACAUCCGUAUCACACGAGUCGGACUCUUUAUUUGAGAAAUCUGAGUCACAAACCGGUGACUAUUGGAGAAACAGUUUGCUACUGGACGUUAGAUUCGGGAAUAAAAUUCCAAUGGAAAAACAAUUGUUUACUAACAACCGAGUCAAAGAAAGAAGUAGUGCUGUCCAAGACAACACUGUUCGAGUUAAUGAAGUAGACAAGAUACUGCAUAAUGAUGUAGGAUACAGAAUUAACGAAAGUAACGAAAGUAACCCGGACAAAUAUAUUCUCAACGUGCACCCGCGAAAUGAGACUGUUCACAAAGCAGACGACACUAACCGGAAGUCCGGUGAUACUCAAAGUGUUGAUCAGAACGACGAAUUUCCGCCAUUUGUGCCUUGGAAUCCAGAUGAUGGAAUAGGAGAAAAUAACCAACCCUGCUACAUGGACCCGAAGGAACUUUCUGCGCAUGACAGGAAGUUAUAUGAUGAAGGCUUCGCCAAAAACUCUUUCAACCAGCUGAUUAGCGACCGGAUAUCGGUAACGCGAAGAUUACCCGACAUUCGUUCACCAGUAUGCAAAUCCCGAAUAUACACGGACUUGCCCGAGGCUAGCGUGAUCGUAGUUUUUCGGAACGAAGCUUGGUCGGUACUACUGCGCACAGUUCACAGUAUUCUGAACCGAGCUCCGCCACGUCUAAUUAAAGAAAUCAUUCUUGUCGACGAUUAUUCCGAUUAUGACUUUCUGAAGGAGCCGCUGGACAGGUACAUGAAGAAGUUGGACAAAGUUCGGAUUCUGCGCACUGAGAAGCGCGAGGGGUUAAUUAGAUGCAGGCUUUUGGGGUACGGCGUGGCGCGCGCUCCGGUGCUCGUCUUCCUGGACUCGCACAUCGAGUGUUUCCCAGGUUGGCUUGAACCUCUGCUGGCUCCAAUUCACGAGAACCCGAUGACAUCCACGGUUCCAGUGAUUCAGCAAAUUAAUACAAAUCAUUUUAAAAUAUCUACAACAGAAGGACAGGCUGUGGGAGGUUUCGACUGGAAUGGCCUCACCUUUACCUGGGACUGGAAUCUGAAAAGACUCCGCUAUGUCAUGAAGUCUCCCACAAUGCCCGGUGGAUUGUUUGCCAUUGACAAAAAAUAUUUCACUAAACUCGGAACAUACGAUCCAGGUUUAGACUUUUGGGGAGCUGAGAACUUAGAGCUGUCGUUCAAGGUUUGGAUGUGUAAUGGCAGUAUAGAGAUAGUACUAUGCUCUCACAUAGGUCACAUCUUUCGUGUUAAAAAUCCUAAUAAGUGGCCGGAAGCUAAAACCGGAAAUCGUCUGCCAGUGACAAUCGCAAACGCAUUUCGAGUGGCAGACGUGUGGAUGGACGAAUACAAGGAAUACGUAUUUGAACGCUUCCAGAUGAAGGGUGACUAUGGAGACGUGUCCGAGAGAAAGAAACUUCGUGAGAGUCUGCACUGCAAGAGUUUCGACUGGUACAUGAAGAACGUUAUGCCUCACAAAAAAAUUCCCAACGACACCGUAUAUUCAGGGGAGAUUCGAAGUGUAGGGUUCGCCGAAUACUGUGUUGACAGCAUGGAAAAAAAGGAUAAGAAACCGGCACUGUUUGGAUGUCACGGACAGGGAACCAAUCAGUUUUGGCAGAUCACAAAAACAGGACAGAUACGCCAGGAGCCCACAUUUCUGUGUGUUGUCAGAGGGGACAUAAGGAAACAGGGCAGUGAGUGUGUUACCAGGAACAACCAGCCAGUGUGGAAGUAUAUGCAGGAUGGAUCACUACUGCAUUACGAAUCAGGGAUGUGUCUCAAAGCGAACAAGGAUAAAACACUCACAGUAGCAAAGUGCGACAACUCUGUCGAACAAAGAUGGAUUGCUAAAAAGAAGAAAAAACAUACCAGAACUAUAUCCGAUGGAACAUUAUGACGAACAUUUUAUCAUUUAUUUUCCAGUUAAUUUAUGUUUUUGAAUAAAAACAAUUUGAAAUCA
Gigantopelta aegis is the source of this 2210-nucleotide messenger RNA. RefSeq names its product polypeptide N-acetylgalactosaminyltransferase 13-like. Gene Ontology annotation, cellular component: Golgi apparatus. Bases 168 to 2147 code for a protein of 659 amino acids. The record is from RefSeq and is a predicted model, not a curated record. Lineage: Eukaryota; Metazoa; Mollusca; Gastropoda; Neomphalida; Peltospiridae. The transcript is spliced from 12 exons.